This is a messenger RNA of Electrophorus electricus (electric eel), 2223 nucleotides long. Its product is annotated as TLC domain-containing protein 1-like. Gene Ontology annotation, cellular component: plasma membrane. The record is from RefSeq and is a predicted model, not a curated record. Gene Ontology annotation, biological process: regulation of membrane lipid distribution; phospholipid homeostasis; plasma membrane organization. Lineage: Eukaryota; Metazoa; Chordata; Actinopteri; Gymnotiformes; Gymnotidae.
UCUCCUCCAACAAAACAACUAUGCAUCAGUUAAGAGGGGGAUAACAAAGAAUGCUUGGAAUUCUGAAGGGCCAGUUCAGAGAGCAAGACUCUCCCGUCGCCGGGGGAAACAGCGGAGGGCGGUAGCUGUUGAGGAGGCCUCGCCAUGAACCAGCAGUGGCAGCGACAGCAACAGCCCACAGGGCAGGGGGCGGAGCAGCAGGGCUCCGCCCACUAGAGCUCCUGCAAACCUACACAAGCAAACCAACCAUGAUACAGAAGAGGCAGGCAGGCUUAAGACCGUAAGAACAUAAGGAGCAGACAGAGGGCGCCAGAGAGCCAAACCAGCCGAGGGGACGGAGGGAGGGAGGGAGAAGAUGGAGGGAACAUGGCUGCGUCUGCACAGCCACCCUGCCCUUUCUGUGGUUGCCUUCGCGCUCGUCUUCAGGGCUGUUCACCGCCUGCUGUAUAGUCUCACGCCGCCGCCCAGAGUGGUGGAGCGCAACCCGCUUUGUGCCUGGAAGUGGAGGAACCUCUGCCUGUCUUUGGCCCACUCGCUGGUCACGGGCCCCUGGGCCGCCACCUGUGUGAUCGUUUGUCCAGAGAUGCUAAAGGACCUCCACUCCUAUUCCACGCCAAUCUCAUACCUGCUCAUCUGUGUCUCAUCAGGGUACUUUGUACAAGAUACCGGUGAUAUUAUAUUUUCUGGACAUGCCAAAGGAUCAUGGGAAUUCCUGCUCCAUCACUUCUUGGUGCUGUGGUGUUUCCUGUAUGCUCUCUACACGCGGCGAUACGUGGGUGGAGCCGUCAUCGCUCUGCUGGUGGAGAUCAACAGCGUGACGCUACACACGCGUCUGCUCCUGAAGCUAGCGGAGGCGCGAGCUUCCACUGUCUACCGCAUCAACAAGCUCCUCAACCUCCUCACCUACGUCACCUUCCGGCUGGGCACGCAGUUCUACCUCACCUGGUACCUCCUGUGGAACUACUCCUGGCUGGACCACGCUGCCUACUUCCUAGGCACAGUGCUCCUUAUGGACAUCAUCAUCCUCAUUUACUUCUACAGGCUUCUGAGGGCCGAUUUCUUCCCCAGUGGGUACGCCCGCCUUGAGAGGAACGCAACCAGCAGCAAUGGCUUCUCCGACUUCCUCAAAGACUGAAUGUUCCUGGAAGGUCUUGAGUGAACCUGAACUCAAUGCCAGUGAUGGCGUCUGCUUUGAUGGUGGAGAUGGUUUGGUGUAGCCCAGGUCACUGGUAUAAGUGUUUAUCGUGAGAAAGCCUCAAACUGCCUCUAACUGCCUCGAGCUGCCUCGAACUGCCUACGGUCGCCAUUCUCGGCUCCAGCGCUGUGUGGUCACGUUUAAUGUCUAAUCUGUCGUGGUGAGCUGUGUUGCCAAUGUCUUGGCUGUAAACAAAUUGAUAAAUAAUGUAGGAUGAAAUGUAGAUGCCCCAGAAAAGCCUCUGUGUACCCCAGAGAACCUUCCCAAUGACAGUUUUGAUUCACUUCAUGGAUCAGGACCAGUUCCAAACUCUGCCUGCCUCUCUGCGGGUUGUAAAGAUGGUUUUGCGUUCAUGUUCAAUUAUGCCAUGAAGUGAACGGAUGAAAUCACACAGCCAAAAUUGUUCAUUUUAACCAUUUAAAUGAAUUCUGCCAAAGAUUCAGUUACAGUAUUGAACAUUUAGCUUGAACUAUCCAAACUGGGAUAAAUGAGUAGCCACUUGUUAACGCCACUUUGUUUAUACAGUUAUUAGGACUUAAUAUUAGUGUUUUAAUAUUAGUGUUUUGGCAAAUAUGUGGAGUGUUUAGAAAUACUAAUUAAAUACUCAUACAACCUAGUGAAGUGCAGCUGUUGUUUAAGGGCAGAACAAGUGAUGUUCCUGACCCAUCUACUAAUCCUGGCGGUUAGAUGAUGAGCUGAAACAGGCGGGAAACCACCAAACUCUUCUGAGGACUGAGAAUGAGGCUCUCAAAAUGUUUUAAUGCUUUAAAAUGUUACCUUCACAUACUCAGUAAAAGCACUGCACACUGGGCACUGACAUUCUGACCACAUCUGCAUGACUGACAAGUAUUGCAUGAAAUGUCAAGGACAAGAUGUGGUCAAGACCGUUUACUUCACCAAAACAAAAACACUGUGUGUAAUACUGUAUAUGUGUAAACAGAAGAUCACCUGAACUUUUGUUUUUUAUGCCAUGUUUCCAUUAAUGCCUUUUUAAUGCCAUUAAUAAAAUUUACUUUAUAUAUGAUGAA